Messenger RNA from Amphibalanus amphitrite, 3253 nucleotides. RefSeq names its product WD repeat-containing protein 37-like. Gene Ontology annotation, cellular component: preribosome, large subunit precursor. Lineage: Eukaryota; Metazoa; Arthropoda; Thecostraca; Balanomorpha; Balanidae. The record is from RefSeq and is a predicted model, not a curated record. Gene Ontology annotation, molecular function: protein binding. The transcript is spliced from 11 exons. The coding region runs from base 656 to 2329 and encodes 557 amino acids.
CCACGAGUCGGGACGGUGCAGUCCGGCUCGCUCCGACCGCGAGCCUCGUGGCGUGUGCUGUUUGCUUUGUGUGGUGGUGAACGGUGAGCGAUACGAAUGUUCCGUGCCUGAGAGGUGCUCGAUCGGAGGGAAACACGAAUGAGUGUUUGAGUAGCCUCGCCUGCCUGUGUUGAACCUUUCGAAGGCCUUCAAGGCGAGCGAAUGCGAACAACUUGUGCAACAGUGUGACUUUGUACUGUUCCUUACCGUAGCCAGUUCUGUGAAAAACAAACCAGAGCGCACCGCAGCUGUCGUCGGGUCGCGCGUCCAGAUAAAAAUCGUGCCAGCCGGUCGCCUUGGCGAGAUAGCCGGCCCCGAGCACGCCUCUAGACGAUAACGUCUGACUCAAACUCAUUGUGUGCGCGACGCCGGUGGUGUUCGAGCCGACAGUCCGUCUCGGCUGACCCAGCUGCGUGUCUCUGUCGGACCAGCUGCGUGUUUGUGGUUGGCGUGGUGCGUCUGCGUCCAGCUGCGUCCGGUGGUGUGCUGUUUGCUGCAGUAAGCGUUGGAGGGCGGAUCAUCCUCAGGAGAGAUGUCGCCAGACGGACGGACGUGAUACGGUGAACGGGAGACGCGAAUACAUCAGCGAGAGACGGUGCGGAGACAAACCACAGCCAUGUCUCGCCGAGCGUCUCUGGACGAGCUGCAGGCUCGCUUCACCCGAACGGCCAAACAGCGGAAAAACAGCUGUGAGCCGGCAGAGCUGCUGUCGGGCGGCGCCAUGCCGCUGGACCUGCCCCACUCCGCCGCGCCGGCCGCCUCCAAGACGCCGCGCUCGCUCAAGAUCUCGAUGCCGCGCAUGCGCCAUCACGAGCCCGAGCAGCCGGCGGUGAGCGGCAGCCACGGACGCGCCGACGCCGACCAGGAGCCGUCGCCGCUGCCGCUCCGACUCAGAUCUCGCCUCAACGAUCUAUUUUUCCAGAUUGAGAAGGAAUUCGAAGCAGUUUGCUCAGAAAAUGCAGCAUUGCACAAGGAGCUGGAGCUGCUACAGGAGAAGCCGGACCGCGAGACAGGAGACCGGUGUGACGACACGGACGGAGCCGUCAAGAGCAAACAGAAACGGGGCACCCGGCGGCGCUCCUUUCCACCAGUGACGUCAUCUCUGAGCUCCGAGCCGAUGACAUCCAUAUCCGACCUAUCUCCUGCCCGAGCCUCGGCCAUGUACCACGUCAUGUCGCACGCGGCGCAGAAGCUGAAGCCGGCCUACAAGCUGAAGCAGCAGACUAGUAAGAUCGUGUCGAGCUUCAAGGCGGCCUCGGUGGUGUGCGCCCUAGUUCGGGAGUACCGCGGUCACAAGGACGGCGUCUGGGAGGUAUCGGCCGGACGGCCUGGGCAGCAUGUGGUCGGCACAGCGUCAGCAGACCACACGGCGUGUGUAUGGUCGGUCGACUCUGGCCGGUGUCUGCUGCAGUACCAGGGCCACGAGGGCUCGGUGAACUCGGUCCGGUUCCACCCGACGCGCGACCUGGUGCUGACCGGGUCGGGCGACCAGACUGCACACGUCUGGCAGGCGGCCGUCAACAUCGACUCGGGGCGGGCCAUGUCUUCUGAGGAGGAGGUGGACCCGUCCGACAUGUACGACGACAUGGCCGCGCCGGCCGAGGGCAGCAAUGUGCUCCGGACACCGAUUCUGGAGCUGACCGGUCACUCGGGGGUGGUGAUCGCCGCCGACUGGCUGGCUGGAGCCGAACAGGUGGUGACCGCCUCCUGGGACCGGACGGCGCAGCUGUUUGACGUCAACACGGGGGAGAGCCUGAACACACUGGCUGGCCACGACCAGGAGCUCACGCACGUCUCGGCACACCCGAGCCACAAGUUCGUCGUCACGUCCAGCAAGGACUUCACCUUCCGGCUGUGGGACUUCCGCGAGCCCAUUCCCUGCGUCUCCGUGUUCCAGGGACACACAGACGCUGUGACCUCGGCCGUCUUCAGCCGCGAGGAUAAGGUAGUUUCUGGCAGCGACGACCGCAGCUGUAAGGUCUGGGACCUGAAGAACAUGCGCUCACCACUAGCCACCAUCCGCGGGGACGCCGCGGUCAACCGGCUGGACGUUUCAUCGGCAAACGUCAUAGCGGUGCCGUUCGACAACCGGCAUAUCCGCCUGUACGAUAUGAAUGGCCAGCGUCUGGCCCGACUGCCGCGCUCCAACCGGCUGGGCCACCGGCGCAUGGUGUGCUCAGUGGCAUGGAGUGACGACCUCAGCUCGGGCCGGCCGAACCUGUUCAGCAGCGGGUUUGACAACACGGCCAUCGGAUGGCUCAUCACCCCGCCCAAGGACAGCAAGGACUAGUCAGCGCGCUUCGAGCGCCGUGUGAUAUAUCGACCGACCAGUGACCGCCGUCGCCGCCGCCGCCGUCGCCGCGGCUCGCAGAGCUACCCUUGCCCUUUCAGUUGCCUGUUUGUAUACGGAGCGCGGUGCCGAGCCGGUCGGCCGCGCGCGAGCACAGAGCUAGAGAACACUGCUUGUCGACUCACCGCGCGGUCGUGAUGUUUUUUCAGCUGUGAGCUAGGAGCGGCCGCGCGGCGCCGUUAGGACUGGUAACACGUCUUCCCGGGGCGGGUCGGACGGCCCGGCCCGGCCCUGCUGUCCACGGACCGCGAAGGCCGGGCCGGCCGCCGGCCCGCCCGUAGUCGCCGCCGCCGCUGCCACCGCGCCGCGUCACCCACAUACAAUCAUAGGGGCGGUCACGUCCGCACUGCCCACGAAUUGUGUAUAUGUAUGCAUUUGUGUGAGAGAUGUCUUAACUACAGGGGCGGCGGCCGGGCCGGGGUAUGUGUUAGGAGGUGGCGACUGACGAACGCUGGAGUUUUAGUUAGCUCGGCAGUGACAUGCCGAAUCGAGAGGCGAGUUGAUGGGUCACAGAUCGCGACUGUGUCACGUGUGUGGACCCGGUGACAACUGAGAGAGUCGGAGCACCCAGGGCAUUGUCUCCCGAGGCCAGUCAGAGGUAGACCAGGCCAGCAGAGCGUCCGUGCGCCGAGUGAUGCAGAUCUGCCCGCGCCGCCGCCGCCGCCCCGCGCUAGGAACAAACUCGGCCGCGCCCGCCGCGUGUGCCGCGUGUCAGUGUGGGGGCGCCGCACGGACGGGGCGCGGCGCCCCCGUUUGGCCUCCGUGUGGCCGGGGCGCCGCCCGCCCGCCCGCCCGCCCGCUGUAGGCGGCCAGUGCAGUGUAUUAGAUACAUAUACAGCGCAAAUACACAGCUUUCCCUGUUUA